Molecule: messenger RNA, 2310 nt
Organism: Bombus terrestris (buff-tailed bumblebee)
Lineage: Eukaryota; Metazoa; Arthropoda; Insecta; Hymenoptera; Apidae
Product: estradiol 17-beta-dehydrogenase 11
Exons: 8
Coding region: 377-1399 (340 amino acids)
Cellular component (GO): lipid droplet
Molecular function (GO): oxidoreductase activity, acting on the CH-OH group of donors, NAD or NADP as acceptor
Source: RefSeq, a predicted model, not a curated record
CGAGUAUCUCGUUCAGUGGGUGACUUUCGCAUAGGUACGUACUUUCGUACCUUACUGGCACGCUCCCUCCUCGUUACACCCGCGUUUCGCCUGUUUUCGUUUGCGAACGCCAAUGACUCCGCAACGCCAAAAGAGAUUUACGUUCUGAUAACAAAUUCAAAACUAUUGAUACGGUGUUCACUCCGGCAUUAUCCAGUUGUUAGUCGUAGUUCCAGCAACGGUUUUUCUGCUGGCAAUAAAUACAUUCUUUGAGCUGCGACAAGCUAUGACAUCCUAAUCGUUCGACCUCUUCGAAUCAUAGAAGAGUUGCGUACAUAUAAGACGUUGAAGCAAGUCCAAACAGUUGAAACAUUUGGCCAAAAGAAACGUGUCGAUCAUGUCUUUUCUCGCCGACGUCGCAAACGUGAUCAGUUUCCUGAUCCUCACGGUAGGAUUCAUCAUCAAGAAUACCAUCAGAUUAUUUAUCCCGGAGAAGUAUAAGAUGAAGAGUAUAGCUGGAGAGAUUGCUUUGGUGACUGGGGGUGGUGGCGUCUUGGGAAGGCUUGUCACCCUCAGGCUAGCUAAUCUGGGUGCCAUCGUUGUCAUCUGGGACGUUAAUAAGGCUGGUAUCGAGGAGACUGUCAAACUGGUGAAAUCCGCAGGUGGUAUUUGCUAUGGUUAUGUUUGCGACCUAUGCGAUCGGGAGGAUAUUUACAAGAAAGCAGAGCAAGUGAAGAAAGAAGUUGGAAAGGUAACCAUUCUGAUAAACAAUGCAGGUAUAGGAAAUGGCUAUAAACUUUUGGACACGCCGGACAACCUUAUUAUCCGAACAAUGGAAGUUAACGUAAUGAGUCACUUUUGGACAACAAAGGCGUUCUUGCCUUCGAUGAUAGAAGAUAACAGAGGUCAUAUUGUGAGCAUUGCAAGUAUGGCUGGACAUAUAGGAGUGUCACAUUUGGUGAGUUAUUGCACCUCAAAAUUCGCGGCGAUUGGAUUUGAUGAAGCUCUUCAUAUGGAGCUAGUUGCUGAAGGAUAUAAGAUUAAUAGCACGGUGGUAUGUCCAUUUUUCAUUCGAAGCACCGGUAUGUUUGAUAACGUUUCAACAAGAUACUUGCCGAGGCUCACUCCGAACGACGUGGCGGAUCGAAUCGUCUCCGCUAUAAGAUGCAACGAAAAAGUUGCUAUAGUACCUGGUUAUCUUUGCAUUUUUCUCAUUCUGAAAUGGGCAUUUCCGUGGGAAUGUGCGGAUAUGCUGGUACGAGGUUUACUUUUAAAUAAGAUUCACCCAUCAGACUCACCAUCUCCUCCUGUCAAGAAAGAAGAAGAAAUUAUUCCUACAAUGUUGCCCAAAGAUCCGGACACCACAGUUAUUCAUCAACAAUUGACCAGACGUAUUUCCAGUUCCGAAAGGAAACCAUAAUUAUUUGGUCAUCUCAAAAAGUUUCAUAUCGAAAGAAUAAAUGACGCGUAUGUGGAAGUUAUGGAACAUUGUAAUAAAUAUAAGAUAAUAACCAUGUUAUUGCAACGGUGAAAAACCCAUUUUGUACAAGUUUUAAUGUACAAUCAAAAUAGCUUGUUUCUAAGGCGAGUCGUUCUUUCACAAAAUUAAAAUAAGUUUCGCGAAACGAGAAAGUUGUAGAAUUACCAUUUCCCAAAGACACGGCUUCAAGUCUUGUAGAAUAAUGAAGUGAAUUGAAGUGAAGAUUUUUAAGAGAUACACUGAGACUUUUAUAGAUUUCUCUAUUUAUAAUUAUAAGUGUAUUGUGUUUUUCGGAAAAUAUUGCGCAAUAUCAACAAAGUUUCAUAUUUAUAUAUAUGCUGUUAAGGAUCGCUUUAGUGUCUCGUACAAUAAUAAAAUUUCAUACUACGAUAAUAAGGUUACAAAUCUAAGAUUACAAGUCUACAAUUUUAAUGCUAAUAAUUGUUAGAUAAGAAAAAUUGAUAGAUACGACACAGAUAUAAUUUUUAAAAUUUACUUUGUACGGUAUAAUGAACAUUUGUAAUAGCCUGAGAUUUUUUAUUGAUAAUUCGGCUAAAAAAACAAACAAGUAUAUUUAUCAAUCGCGUGUAAUAACUCUGUAGACUGUUAUUACAAAACAAUUUACAGAUGUCAAAUAGAAAAAAUAAAGUUGGAGAAAUUGUAUCAUUUGUACUUACGCAUUGGCCCAUUUGAACUACCGAUUUUCGAGAUAAAACUUAUUGAACCAACGCAACUAAUGUAUCGUGUGAACGCUAUCGUUUUAAAAACAGAGUGCCAUAUGUCCGCCCUGAUAUACAAAUGAUUGUUUUAUAAACGAACAUUAUAAUAAAAUCAAAUUUUCUACUCGUCAA